Molecule: messenger RNA, 883 nt
Organism: Eurytemora carolleeae
Lineage: Eukaryota; Metazoa; Arthropoda; Copepoda; Calanoida; Temoridae
Product: serine/threonine-protein kinase 11-interacting protein-like
Exons: 8
Coding region: 56-868 (270 amino acids)
Cellular component (GO): cytoplasm
Molecular function (GO): protein binding
Source: RefSeq, a predicted model, not a curated record
UUCACGUUAAGAGUAAAAAUAUUGAUUUCAGAUGGAAAAAUAAGCAAGUAUAAAAAUGUCCGACGUUAAAGUUUCCACGAAAUCCAAACAAUUUUGUCUCAAGCUUAUAGACUUGUUACGCAGACUAGGCCCUGAGCUGGUCCGAGGAGAUAGAACCUUGAGUUUGAGUUUGCUUGGAUAUCAACAUGUUCAGUCCUGUCUUCAUGCUCUUCACUCACACUCCCAGGAUCUGCACUCUUUGUUCUGUUUGGAUCUUGAAACCCUGGAAAAUAUUCUGGGACGGGUUCAAAUCCUCUCUCUCACAGGAAGAUCAGACCCUGAGAAGGGUUGGAUUAAUUUAGAAGUCUUCAAGUUGUUAACUGAGCUGGAACUGAAACAGGUUUCUAUCUCGGAAUUCUCUAAUCUACAAUCUCUAGCCGGUCAUCUUACAAGCCUAAAGAUAUGCUGGAGUGAGGUAGAUGUGGAGGAUGUUGAGGAUGUGCUGGCUGGUGUCCGAGGACUGGGAGGAGGAGCUCCCUGGGUCCAUCUGACAACCCUAGUCCUAUCACACAACAACCUCACACAACUCUCAUCAGCCCUUUCUCUCACACCACACCUCCACACACUAGAUGCUACACAUAACCAUAUUUACAAUGCACCAGGCCUAAUUUGUUUGGAGAGGCUUCACUCUCUCUAUCUAUCAUUUAACUCUUUAACAAAGAUACCCAUGCUUAGUUCUGAAUCAAAUUUGACAACUCUCUCUUUAGGUUAUAACAGAUUAGAGACGAUAUCUGGUUUAGAGAAUAUUCUAACCCUUGAGUGCCUUGAUCUAUCAGGGAUUUUAUUUUUCAACCUCAUCGGUGGUUACAUGUACCUGAAAUUUCCUUAGUUUUGUUGGUUACAU